Molecule: messenger RNA, 1512 nt
Organism: Fukomys damarensis (Damara mole-rat)
Lineage: Eukaryota; Metazoa; Chordata; Mammalia; Rodentia; Bathyergidae
Gene: Krt19
Product: keratin 19
Exons: 6
Coding region: 132-1466 (444 amino acids)
Molecular function (GO): structural molecule activity
Source: RefSeq, a predicted model, not a curated record
AAGGAAGGGGCGCUAGGGGUCCCAGGGCGGGGACAUCAAUUCCUGGGGGUGUGGAUGGGGUGAGGACCGGGAGGAGCCCUGCAGCUUCGACGGGGCGGGCAGAAGUGCGUGGGAGGGGCCGUGGGUGACCAAUGACCAAUGGACAGCGCCCAAGUGUGUGCCGCUUGCACCUCCCAGCCUGCGAAUUCCUCAGGCCCAGAUACCCACCGACCCCGCCCCUCCCCGCAGGCCGGCAUAAAAGGCGCGGGGCGAAGGCCAGGCCACUCCUCACCCGCCAGCUCGGUGCCUGUCGCUACUGUCCUCCGUUCGCCAUGACCUCCUUCAGCUACCGCACCCAGUCCUUCGGGGGCUUGGGCGGCGGCUCCCUGCGCCUGGGGACGGGGGCCUUCCGUGCGCCCAGCAUCCACGGCGGCUCGGGAGGCCGUGGUGUGUCCGUGUCCUCCACGCGCUUCGUGUCCUCGGGCGCGGGGGGCUUAGGGGGCGGCUUCGCGGUCAGGAUGGGCGGGCAGGACGCGCUGCUGGGCGGCGACGAGAAGAUCACCAUGCAGAACCUCAACGACCGCCUGGCCUCCUACCUGGACAAGGUGCGCGCCCUGGAGGCGGCCAACGCCGACCUGGAGGUGAAGAUCCGCGACUGGUACCAGAGGCAGGGUCCAGGCCCGGCCCGCGACUACAGCCACUACUACAAGACCAUCGAGGACCUGCGCAGCAAGAUUCUCGGAGCCACCAUUGAGAACUCCAAGAUCGUCCUGCAGAUCGACAACGCCCGCCUGGCUGCUGAUGACUUCCGGACCAAGUUCGAGACGGAGCUGAACCUGCGCAUGAGCGUGGAGGCCGACAUCAACGGGCUGCGCAGGGUGCUGGACGAGCUGACCCUGGCCAGGGCCGACCUGGAGAUGCAGAUCGAGGGCCUGAAGGAGGAGCUGGCCUACCUGAAGAAGAACCACGAGGAGGAAAUCAGUGCCCUGCGGAGCCAGGUGGGCGGCCAGGUCAGCGUGGAGGUGGAUUCUGCCCCAGGCACUGACCUUGCCAAGAUCCUGAGCGACAUGCGGAGCCAGUAUGAGGUCAUGGCUGAGAAGAACCGGAAGGAUGCCGAGGCCUGGUUCAUCAGCCAGACCGAGGUGUUGACCAAGGAGGUGGCCACCAACAAAGAAAUGGUCCAGACCAGCAAGACGGAGAUCACCGAGCUGCGGCGCACGGUGCAGAGCCUGGAGAUCGAGCUGCAGUCGCAGCAGAGCAUGAAAGCCGCCCUGGAAGGGACCCUGGCCGACACCGAGGCGCGAUACGAGGUCCAGCUGGCACAGAUUCAAGCGCUGAUCAGCAGCCUUGAGGCCCAGCUGAGCAGCCUGCGCGCCGACACCGAGCGCCAGAACCUGGAGUACCAGCAGCUCAUGGGCGUCAAGUCUCGGCUGGAGCAGGAGAUCGCCACCUACCGCAGCCUGCUCGAGGGCCACGACGCACACUAGAACAACCUGCCGACCCCCAAGGGCCUCUGAGUGCCCUGGCGCCGGG